Messenger RNA from Pochonia chlamydosporia 170, 1596 nucleotides. RefSeq lists its product as hypothetical. The transcript has 2 exons. The coding region runs from base 1 to 1596 and encodes 531 amino acids. The record is from RefSeq and is a predicted model, not a curated record. NCBI's taxonomy places the organism in Eukaryota, Fungi, Ascomycota, Sordariomycetes, Hypocreales, Clavicipitaceae.
AUGCCUCUCUUCAGCAAAAAGAAGGAUGACGACCAAAAUGGCCGAGAACACCGCGAGUCCACCGAAGAGUCGGAGCAGGCACCACCCGACGAGCAUACUCGCCUGCUUCCCAACCGCGUCGACUCAAGUAGAGACUCGAACCGAGUCCUCCUGACACCAGACGAUCCCGCAGUAUCGCCAUAUAACCUGUGGAGCAUCCGAAUCCUGCGAUAUCUGACGUUGCUCUUCACGGCCGUCACCUUCGUCUGGUGGGUUCUCUUGUUGGUGUCUUCCUUUGCAACACCGCCAGGAUUUCACACACGGGGCAGUGGAUUUCUUGCGUUUGGAUUUACGACUUUGACAAUGGCAAACAUGGCUUUUCUUCUCAUCUUCUUUGGCGUGCCGAGCAAGGCGGUUCGGAUUCUGGCGUUUGUAAUGGCUGUGAUUUUUGGUACUUCUCGAUAUGAUUAUCCUUCUUGCGGUUCCCAGCAGACACGAUAUGAGGAAGGAUGGGUUGGUAUUGUGAGCGUUAUAUGGGCCCUGCACAUGAGUCUCUGGACACUCCUUACAGACCGAAUGGUGAAAUGGGGCAAAGAAGAGGAGGAGGAGAGGUUAACGGGUCGUGCUGAGACGAGAAGAACAUUGACGGAAUGGACAGCAGUCAUGGUCUCAACUGUCGCCUUUGUCGUCAUGCUUGUUGCCGUCGUUCUAAUCACACUUACCAUUAUUCUUCGAUCACUGGAUGCUGGAUUUUCUGCCCCAGGACAAAUGUAUGGCGUUGAUGGGGACAAGUACCGCAUCCACGUAUACUGUCAUGGAAACAAGACGAAUGCGCAAGGGGAAGAAAUUCCUACUGUGCUCUUCGAGGGAGGAGAGCGACCUGUUGAAGAAGGACUAUGGCCAUUCGCAAACAAUGCUAUAAGAAACGGCUCUAUUUCACGAUACUGCUUCGCCGACCGCCCUGGCAUAGCAUGGUCAGACACUGCACCAUCUCCUCUAUCAUCUGGUUUCGCAGUCGAUGUGCUCAGUGAAGCUCUCGCCAAGGCCGGUGAGCAAGGACCUUGGAUACUCGCCAGCGCUGGUAUUGGCUCCCUCUACUCGCGCGUAUUCUCUUCACGUCACGGCCACGAUGUGAAGGGGCUCUUGCUCAUUGAUCCUCUUCACGAGGACCUCCUCGGACCGAUGGCGUCACCUGGCCGCGGAUUCUUACUCUGGCUCCGUGGUAUCAUAUCUCCCCUUGGACUCGACCGCCUCCCAGGUGCGAUCUUCAAAGGUCGUACUUCUCAGGAUCGCGUGUAUGGCAGAUCCUCGCAACAGGGCGGAAAGUUCAUCUUUGCCAAGCUCCAGGAAAGCCUAGUAUUGGAUUCUUUCACGAAGCGAGAUGUCAAGAGUAGCCGCCAGAUUCAAGAAAAGGACACGCCUUUGGUGGUUAUUAGUUCCGGCAUACAAGUGAAGCGGAGUAAGGACUGGGAGCGAAAACAGAGGGACCUGACGAGCUUGACGGAUAAUUUGAAGGAGUGGGAUAUUGUGAAUGGCGCGGGGCAUGAAGUCUGGGGUACUUUGGAGGGAAGGGAAAUGAUUGAGAAGAGGUUGAAGCAGCUCGUAAGAGGAGAUUGA